Messenger RNA from Grus americana (Whooping crane), 3104 nucleotides. RefSeq names its product ubiquitin like modifier activating enzyme 7 (gene UBA7). Gene Ontology annotation, molecular function: SUMO activating enzyme activity. Gene Ontology annotation, cellular component: SUMO activating enzyme complex; cytoplasm. Gene Ontology annotation, biological process: protein sumoylation. NCBI's taxonomy places the organism in Eukaryota, Metazoa, Chordata, Aves, Gruiformes, Gruidae. The transcript has 24 exons. The coding region runs from base 7 to 3030 and encodes 1007 amino acids. The record is from RefSeq and is a predicted model, not a curated record.
GACGUCAUGGCGAGCAGCGGCGAGGAAGCGGUGUACUCGCGGCAGCUGUACGUGCUGGGCGGCGGCGCGCAGCAUCUGGCCGGGGCGGCGGUGCUGGUGUCGGGGCUGCGCGGGACGGGAGCGCAGGUGGCGGCGGCGCUGGUGCUGGCGGGGACCGGGCGCGUCGUCCUGCACGAUCGCGGCACCACCUGCACCGCCGACCUCACCCACCAGUUCCUCCUGGGGGAGAACGAUAUAGGCUGGAACCGUGCCGAGGCAUCCCGGCGGGCCCUGUCCGAGCUGAACUCCCGCGUGGUGGUGACAGCUUGCACCGGGGACCUGUCGGAGACCUUCCUCGCCUCCUUCCAGGUGGUGGUGCUGACCGAGUCCUCGCUAGAGGAGCAGCUCUACAUCGGGGACUUCUGCCAUGCCCACGGUAUCUGCUUUAUCGUCGCCGACACCAAGGGGCUGGCGGGGCAGCUGUUCUGCGACUUCGGGGAGUGCUUUGUCAUUGAAGACCCAGCAGAAGGGGACCCGGUGUGUGCCGUUGUGCAGCACAUCUCGCAGGGCAACCCGGGUGUGGUGACGUGCAUGGGGGCAGAGGACAGCCGUGGCCACCUCUUCUGCGACGGUGACUUCGUGACAUUUUCCGGCGUGGAGGGGAUGACGGAGCUGAAUGGCCGGGAGCCCAUCCCCGUGCGCGUGCUGGAUGAAUUCAGGCUGGAGAUCAGCGACACUAGCUCCUUCUCGCCCUACCGCUGUGGGGGCCUGGUCUCAGAGGUUCGUCUGCCCGAGGUGCACUCCUACGAGCCCCUGUGCCGGGCACUGCUGAAGCCCAAGAUCCAGGUGGUGAGUCCCGAGGAGCUUCCCCGCAGCCGCAGCCUGCAUGCUGCCUUCCAGGCCCUGCAUGCUUUCCACAGGGAGCAGGGCCGCCUGCCCCGGCCCAGGGCACCGGCGGACGCGGAGCGGGUGCUGGAGCUGGCACGGAGCCUGGGGGGGCAGCAGGGUCCCCUGGACGAGGACGUGGUACGAGCCUUCGCCAGCGUGAGCGCGGGGGACCUGUGCCCCAUGGCCGCUGUCAUCGGGGCCCUGGCGGCCCAGGAGGUGCUGAAGGCCAUCACCAAGAAGUUCCCGCCCCUGGACCAGUGGUUGUAUUUCGACGCCCUGGAGUGCCUGGCGCUGGAGGGGGCCGCGCAGCUGACGGAGGAGGACUGCGCCCCGAGGGGCUCUCGCUAUGACGGCCAGAUCGCUGUCUUUGGGGACGCCUUCCAGGAGCGGCUGGGCCGCCAGAAGUACUUGGUGGUGGGAGCUGGCGCUAUCGGCUGCGAGCUGCUGAAAAACUUUGCCAUGAUGGGGCUGGCGGCGGGGCCGGAUGGCGACCUCAUCGUCACCGACAUGGACACCAUCGCCCUCUCCAACCUCCAUCGGCAGCUGCUCUACCGCUGGACGGAUAUAUCGAAGCCAAAGUCAGUGGUGGCUGCGGCGGCUGUGCGGCGCAUGAACCCCAGCAUCAGGGUGACGGCUCACCAGAACCAGGUGGGACCUGCCACCGAGCAGCUCUACAGGGACAACUUCUUCCGGCGCCUGGACGGCGUUGCCAGCGCCCUGGACACACUGGAGGCCCGCACCUACUUGGAGAGCCGCUGCCACCACUGCCUCACGCCGCUGCUGGACUCGGGCACUGAGGGGCCGCGGGGAAACGUGCUAAUCAUGGUGCCCCCCCUGACCAAGCCCCUGGGGCCGGCUGGUGCCCCCAGGGAUGGCACCUUCCCGCUCUGCACCCUGCGGUACUUCCCCCACACCAUCCAGCACACGCUGCAGUGGGCCCGUGAUGAGUUUGAGGGGCUCUUCCAGCUGCCUGCAGAGCACGUCAAACGGUUCAUGGAAGACCUGGCUUUCCUGGAGCAGCUGCCAGCAGGAAGGGCCCUGGAGGUCCUGGAGCAAGUGCGGGACAGCCUGCAGGAGUGGCCACGGGAUUGGCAGGACUGCGUGCGCUGGGCCUACCGGCACUGGCAGAGCCGCUACCAUGAUGCCAUUGUCCAACUGCUGCACACCUUCCCCCCGGGGCAUGAAACCAGCCCGGGUGUCCCCUUCUGGUCAGGGGACAGGCGCUGUCCCCAUCCGCUGACGUUCGACCCCGACAAUGGCACCCAUCUGGACUACAUCAUGGCUGCUGCCUGCCUCUACGCCCAAGCACACAAGGUGCCACCAUGCAGUGACCGUGCGGGUGUCCUGACCAUCCUCCGCAACGUGGUCCUGCCGCCCUUCACGCCUCAGGAGGGGCUCCAGAUCCUCCUCACAGAGGAGCAGGAGGACGCGCAGGCACCCGUGGACCGUGGGCGGCUGGUGCAGCUUACCCAGGACCUGGCGCAGCGGAGACAGAAGCUGGUAGGGGGCGAGGAGGCGCAAGUGCCCCUGAUGGAGCCCAUCCACUUUGACAAGGACAACAACGCCCAUGUGAACUUUAUCGUGGCAGCGUCCAAUCUGCGUGCAGAGAACUACGGCAUCCCCCCUGCCAGCUGGCUGACGAGUAAGCGGAUCGCCGGGCAGAUCAUGCCCGCCAUCAUCACCACCACGGCGGCCGUGGCCGGGCUGGCAUGCCUGGAGGUCUACAAGCUGGUGUGGGGGGGCCGGGACCCCAGCUGCUACCGCCACAGCAACCUCUGCCUGUCCAACUGCCUGCUGAUCCGCGUCCAGCCCCUGUCGCCCUCCACCUACUGGUACGGCGGGCGGGAGUGGAGCUGCUGGGACCAGCUGGAGAUGCAGGCGGUCAGCGCCGACGGGCAGGAGAUGACGGUGCAGGAGGUGCUGGACUGGCUGCAGAGGACGUACGGCUGGACUGUGACCAUGCUCCUGUGCGGCCACACUGUGCUCUAUGACAAGGAGGAGGACGAAGAGACACGGACCCGGCAGCGGGCGCAGAGGUUAUUGGAGAACCUGAAGGAUGCUGGGGAGCCAUGGCAGCGGGAGCUGAAGCUGUGCUACGUGUGCGAGGGAGAGGAUGCUGAGGCCGAAGAUGCCCGUCCCCCCCUUCUCUGCUUCCUACCCUGAGUGCGGGGCCAGCACCCCCCCGCCUUGUGCAAUAAAAGAUGCAGGCUGAGCUCCAAUGCAUUGGCCCUCGUUCA